GUGACAAUUUUCGUCGUUGGGAACAAAAACUAAGAGCACACAAUUUGCAAAUUCCCUAACAAAGGAAACCAACAAAAAUUCCCGUGGCCGGAGAAAUGGAAAAGUUCCCGGUGACACGACAGAAUUCCGAGGAAAUCGACAAGUUCCUCGACGGAGCGGCGAGUUUUGCCGACAUGAUGUUUGGGUUCUUGGACGGAAGCAAUGAGUCAGAGGAAAAUUUUCUUGACCUUGAUGAAGAUGCUAAUGACGAUAAGGAUCUUAGCCAGGUUGAACAGAACAAGAUUUUCUGGGAAGCCCAAGAACAGCUUCUUCAGGCAACAUUGUACCGAACUACUUCUCUGGAAUCAAGAAUUCGACAAGCUACAAAAGAGGCAUUGAGGGAAUUAGAUGUGAUGGGAGUGCAAUGCGCUUGUCGGAGACCGGUGGCCGGAGGUUGCCGGAACUGCUUGCAAAGAGAACUCUCGAUUUGUCUUCAAAACGUUGGUUUCAAUUGUUACAUAUGCAGGUCCAAGUGGCGGAGCUCCCCUGAAAUUCCCUCAGGGGAGCACACGUACUUAGAGGUGUUGGACAAAUCAAACCCCAAAAAGGGAGAGGUAAGGGUCGUCAUCGAGUUGAACUUCCGAGCUGAAUUCGAAAUGGCAAGGGCCAAUGAAGAUUACAACAAGUUAAUCGCCCGGCUUCCAGAACUAUUGGUUGGUAAAGCAGAGAGGCUAAAAGCAUUGAUCAAGAUUCUAUGCACUGCAGCCAAAAAAUGCAUGAAAGAGAAAAAAAUGCACUUGGCCCCAUGGAGAAAGCAUAAGUACAUGCAAGCUAAGUGGUUAGGAACAUUCGAGAGAACCACGCCGGCACCUUUGCCGGUGGGAUAUUCGGACCGGCCACAGAAGCCCAAGGCUUCCAUGCUAACCUUUGAUCUGCUGGAGAAUUUGCCUGCCUUGCAUUGCACUGCCGUGGAAGUUGUGUGGUGAUGAUAGAGAGACAUAAUUUUGUUGGCGGAAAUAAAAAAUUAAGUUUUGAUUGCCUCAUAAAUAUUGAUAGUAAAGUAUAUAAAUUCUUACUAUGAGCUUUCCAGAAUCGCCGAGGCUUGCUAGAACUUGUGAUAGAGAAUGACGAGAAGAAUUUUACUUGUUUCAGGCUUUACGAGUUUUCUACUUAGAGGAUAAUGUUAAUCACGAAAGUGUCUGUAAAUACAUCAGUUGUUAAUCAUUGUAUUCAAUAUUAUUCUGGUACUUACUAAGAA
Molecule: messenger RNA, 1237 nt
Organism: Theobroma cacao (cacao)
Lineage: Eukaryota; Viridiplantae; Streptophyta; Magnoliopsida; Malvales; Malvaceae
Source: RefSeq, a predicted model, not a curated record